UCUUUACUGGGAACUGAAAACAAUAUAAAACCUUUUACAUUCCCUUUCUUGUUUUGUUCUUGUUGGCACAAAUUUGUAUCGACUGCUUAUUUGCAGAGGAAGCCAAAGCCCUCUGCAUCUCGCAGACUGACUCUCAAGACAAAGCUCUUGAAAACAGCAGCUGUGAUGCUGGUGAAGGAGAAGGAAAAUACAAAGUUAGAGAGAGAAGCUACCCUGCUGGAGCGAGUUCCCCCUCUGAAGCUGUCUGGUUUAUCCCUCCAGGAACUUCAGGCUCUGUGCAAAGAACUGCACCAUAAACUAGACGUCGUAGAUGAAGAGCGCUAUGACAUGGUAUCCAAGGAGACCAAAAACGGUAUAGAGAUUGAAAAUUUGAUUCAGAAGGUCGAUGAGCUGAAGGGUAAGAAGAAGCGACCAACUCUGAAGAGGGUGAAGGUCUCAGCUGAUGCCAUGCUGGGAGCUCUAAUGGGUGCCAAAGUUAAAGAGUCUGUGGAUUUCAAAGCUAACCUCAAGACUGUGAAGAAAGAGGAGGAGAAAGAGGAAGUGACUGAUUGGCGUAAGAACGUGGAGGCCAUGUCUGGCAUGGAUGGCAGGAAGAAGAUGUUUGAUGCUGGACAGUAGAUUCUUAUUUUUGGACACUUUGAGUAUGCAGUUUUACAGUACAUGGUUAAAAAAAAAAUAGAAAAGAAAGAAUAACACUGUUAAUCACCUGGGACAGUUACUAAGCAACUUGUGUAUGUUGAGUGUAUCUCUGUAGAUUUCAACUGUAAUAUGCCAGAAUAUGCAAAUACAAUAAAGUACAUUGUAUAUGUUAUAUUUUCACGAUUACCAUUGUGCCAUAGCUUUGCCAUGGCACUUUUGAAAUGUAAAAUUUUGAAAUAAUGACGAAAAAAAUUAUGCUAAAUCUACAUUUUCUUGAUGUUAAAAAGUCUGGAAAAGAACAUGUCAAUAAAUCUUCAUCAAAACAGAAAA
Molecule: messenger RNA, 969 nt
Organism: Cololabis saira (Pacific saury)
Lineage: Eukaryota; Metazoa; Chordata; Actinopteri; Beloniformes; Belonidae
Product: troponin I, slow skeletal muscle-like
Exons: 5
Coding region: 166-618 (150 amino acids)
Biological process (GO): muscle contraction
Cellular component (GO): troponin complex
Source: RefSeq, a predicted model, not a curated record